AUGCGAUUGUUAACUGGUGUUGAUCAAAACGUUAAAUUCCAAUUCGUUCCUCUUUCGAUUGCUUCUCUUGGUUCCACAGUCUUAGUUGAAGGUUGUGAUCAGAAUCGUCAAAUCUUCUGGGUUCAUGCUUGGACGGUUUCUGAUCAUGGGAUAAUUACUCAGGUUAGGGAGUACUUUAAUACAUCCCUUACCGUAACUCGUUUCGGUAACUCAAAUCAAUCUACACCGUCCACUUCACCAUCAUCAUCACCGUCCACUUCUCGAUCAUCAUCCCCAUCAUCGUCAUUUCACUGUUUGCCUCUUUGGCAGAGUACGCUUUCCAAUAGUGCUGGAAAGUCCAUGCCUGGUUUCGUUCUGGCCAUUUAA
This is a messenger RNA of Papaver somniferum (opium poppy), 366 nucleotides long. Its product is annotated as wound-induced protein 1-like. The record is from RefSeq and is a predicted model, not a curated record. NCBI's taxonomy places the organism in Eukaryota, Viridiplantae, Streptophyta, Magnoliopsida, Ranunculales, Papaveraceae. The coding region runs from base 1 to 366 and encodes 121 amino acids. The transcript has a single exon.